Psylliodes chrysocephalus is the source of this 1881-nucleotide messenger RNA. The record is from the annotation of a GenBank genome assembly. NCBI's taxonomy places the organism in Eukaryota, Metazoa, Arthropoda, Insecta, Coleoptera, Chrysomelidae.
CGCUUAUUUGCCUUUUUUCUACAUGCUACUUCAGCCAAUCGAAUAUUGAUAUAACCUCACUUAAUUUUUGUUUACCUGAAGUAAUAGAUUUUUAUAAUUGAAUAUUAAAUACAAAAAAAUAACUAUGAAUGAAUCAUUUAAUGCUGAGCCGAAAACGUACUCAAGACUAUUCGACAGAAGUAAAAUGAAAAGACGAAGAAGCAGUGGCGUAAAUACAGAUAGAAAAUCACCAAAACGGGAAAGUAUAACGGCUCUAAUUGUUGAUAAUGGAGCUUACAAUAUUAAAGUCGGCUUAUCCAGGGAUGAAUCUCCGUCUAUCAUACCUAAUUGCAUUAUGAAAGCCAAAUCGGAGAGAAAAAGAUUGUUUAUAGGCAAUCAAAUAAACGAAUGUAGGGAUUGUUCAGGUUUGUACUUUCUGUUACCCUGUGAAAGAGGGUAUAUAACUAAGUGGGAUGUUCAAAAACCGGUUUGGGAUCACAUAUUUAGUAGAAAUGUGUAUCCGGUGGACGAAAAACCAGUUAUAAUGACCCAACCUUUGUUCAAUUUCAUGUCUAUUCAGGAUUGUAUAGAUGAAAUAUUUUUUGAGGAAUACGAAGUGCCAUCGAUGUUCCGAUUAAAUCCUACCGAUUUAGCUCGUUUAAAAUAUACAGAGGAUCAAAAACUACCUGAAACUACUCCAUGCAUAAUUGUGGAUUCGGGAUUCAGUUUCACACACAUCGUCCCAUAUAUCAAAGGAAAUAAAUAUUUAAGAGGUAUAAGAAGAUUAAAUGUGGGUGGGAAAUUAUUAACUAAUCAUUUGAAAGAUCUCAUUUCAUAUAGACAGUACAAUGUUAUGGACGAAACUUAUGUUAUUAAUCAGGUAAAGGAGGAUACUUGUUAUGUAGUGGAAAAUGUCAUAGAAGAGUUGAAACUAGCAUCAAAAAAAGAUAAUUCUAUUGUUAAAAAUUAUGUCUUGCCGGAUUUUAAUAACAUUCGCAGAGGCUACAUACAAGAUCCCAGUGAUACCAAUCAGAAGGAAAAAGAAGAAAAUUGUCAGAUAUUGAGAUUAAAUAAUGAAAGAUUUGUGGUACCAGAAAUUUUAUUUCAUCCAUCUGAUAUUGGAAUGAAGAGUAUGGGCAUAGCUGAGGCUGUUGUAGAAUCUAUUCUUAGCUGUCCUAAAGAUUUUAGGAAAGAUAUGUCAAAACAUGUUAUCCUUGUAGGCGGAAAUUGUAAAUUUCCUGGUUUUAAAGAACGAAUGUAUGCAGAAUUAAGGUCGCACUUGCCUUACGAAUGGGAAGUAAACGUAUUUUUACCAAAAGAUUCAAUUACUUACUGUUGGGAAGGUGGUGCAUCUCUAUUGAAAGUGCCCAAUUUUAAAACAUUUUUAGUUACAAAAUCUGAAUACGAAGAACUUGGAUCGACUAUCAUCCAACAAAGAUUUAACACUUGGAUGACCGAUAACUCAGAACCUGAAAAUCAACAAGAAAAAACUGAAGAAACAUUUUGUUAUUUGGAUAAAAUCAAAGGAAAAUCGAUUUUCGGUAAACAAGAACUGGGCGGGAAUGAUUUGAAACCAGACGAUUCAAAUAUCGCCACAGAUUCCGAAAAAAGUAAUGCUAUGGGGUUGGACGUUAAGGCAGAAUCUAGCGAAGGUGCUGAUCAAGCUCAGGAAACAGCUCAGUCAAGUGAAAACGAUAAGGUGAAAAGAUCGGUACAGAAGAAUAAUGAAAGUUCAGAGAGUAGCUUUGAUGAAUCUUCUGACAGUUUUCACAAUGAAUUGAUAAAUUCAGUUGAACUAUUCCCUUUUGGUACUGAUUCUUAUUUGUGAAAUUAAACGUAUUUUUGAUUUGAUUCCCUCGUUUUUGUAUUUUUUGUUCUUGUUCAAGUAUAAUCGAUCUAUUG